Molecule: messenger RNA, 3138 nt
Organism: Schizophyllum commune H4-8
Lineage: Eukaryota; Fungi; Basidiomycota; Agaricomycetes; Agaricales; Schizophyllaceae
Exons: 13
Coding region: 373-3045 (890 amino acids)
Biological process (GO): carbohydrate metabolic process
Source: RefSeq, a predicted model, not a curated record
CGGCGAAACUUCCGUCCACUCGAGAUGUGAGCGCAGCGAUGAUGCUUCGUGGACCUCAGCACUGCCUUGAGAGUCGGCUUGCAGGCUAUACAACAACCAUAGUACAAAUCAGUGGCUGCAUUACUCGGGAAGACUCCAUGAUCGCCUGUUCCGCGGCUCGUCUUCUGCACCCCAUUCCGUACUUGGCGGUGGACACUGUAAAGAUCAAGCUCCCGGGAGUCACCGCUACCUCAAUGCACGUCUGAUGACGCUGGGGUGGCCCCUUCGUCGGACUUCUGCAGCCUCCGGGCGCCUGAUCUCACCGCCUGUACAAUUUGCUGUGCGUGAUCAUCCCCACCUUUCUCUCUUGCGCACACCAUCUGGCUUGCAAUAAUGCGAGGAAAAGACGUGCGCGCGCUGGCACUGGGAAUGGCCUUCUUCUUCCUUACGACCCUCGGCGUCUGGGGACAACAAUCCCAACAGUCAUUUACGCCGGCCUGGGUCCCGCUCGCCGUACGAUCGCCGCACCUGAAUGCCUGGGUCUGGAAUAGCAGCGAGACUACGAAACAUUGGCCACGAUUUGGACUAGAUACCGACAAAAUCCUUGCGUGGUCCCAGUUUGUCAAGGUCGACGGCGUCAGUUAUAGCCUUCUGGGAGAUUAUACCUUCCCCGGAAACUAUACUGUGAAGAGCUCGCGGAUGACGCCUACUCGCACAAUUAUCGUCACCGACUUGGGCGGCUUCGUCGAAGUCACUACGACGUUCUUUAGUCCAAUUGAACCUGGUGUCAUGGAACGCCAGUCAAUGCCCUUCGCGUACAUGUCCGUGAAAGCUUCGUCGAUCGAUGGGAAGCCACAUGUGGUUGCUCUUUACUCGGAUGUCACCGGCGAAUGGGUCUCUGACAACGCCUCCACCAUCGUGACUUGGGACACCGUGCAGGCUGCGUCCUACACCUACCACAAGGUUCAACGCAAGGAUCUGCCACUGCACCCUUUCGAAGAAAAUGCAGGCGUAGCGGAGGACGCAACGCUCUUCUUUGGCAUCCAGGCUGCUAAGACACCGCCCAUGUCCUACCGUACCGAUGGUGAAUCGACGACCCGCGAUCUGUUUGUCAAGGAGGGUAAUUUGGGCAAUAAAGCGACCAUGAACGACCGCGCUAUAAGUGCCGAAUGGCCGGUCGUCGCGUUCGCCUACAACCUCGGCACUGUCGAAAAUGAGAGCGAAGAGGUCAUAUUCGCGAUCGGCCUGGCACGCAACCAGAUCAUCAAGUUAAAAGUCGGAUCUGGAGAGCAGGUUCGAUAUCCGUACUACCUCUCGCGCUAUGAUUCGGCGAACGAGGCGUUCCAGGACUUCCUUCAGGACUACGAUGACGCGUCGAAGCGGGCAGACGCCCUCGAUUCCAGGAUCAUGGGAGAGGCUUCGAAUAAAUCUGCCGAGUACGCUGAUCUGGUAGCCCUUGGGACGCGCCAGGCCCUAGCUGGCCUCGAAAUCACGGUCACCAAUGCGUCCGACGGCACCCUCGAUACUUCUGACAUUCAGGCGUUCAUGAAGGACAGCGGUAACAGCCUCCACGUUAACUCUGUUCAGGUUAUGUACGCGGCUGCGCCAGCGUUAUUGUAUAUCAACGCGACAUGGCUCGGUUACCUCCUCAAGGCGUCGCUGCAGCACGCGAACUCACUUUCGCCCUCGCCUCAGACUGCGCCGCAAGAUCUCGGCUUUUCCUACCCCGCAGCGUCCGGCGAUACAUCAUCUCCAGACUCAUCCCUUGGCGUGGAAGCGUCGAGCACACUUCUCAUCUUGGCCUAUGCGCACGCGACUUUCUCUGGAGAUGGUGCUCUAAUCCAGGAAUAUUACGACAACCUCAAGACGUGGGCGGACUACCUGGCGCAGCACACACUGUAUCCAAACCAGGAUCAGAAUACAGCCGAGGGCGACAAUGGCGCAGAUAAUACUAAUCUCGCGCUGAAGGGAAUUCUGGGGCUUCACGCCAUGUCUAGAAUCAGCGAGUCGCUUCACAAGGACGCAGAUGCGGCCGAUUACGCCGGAAACGCGUCAGGCUUGAUUAGCCAGUGGAAGGACUUGGCCGUCGCGGGGGACCAUCUGGCACUGACUUACGACGACCCGUCGAGUAGUGGCCUGAUCUUUAACAUGUACGCCGACAAGCUGCUCAAGACGAACAUAGUCUCGGAUGACGUUUAUGAGCUCCAGACGAGACUUUAUGGCGCGGAGCUCGACUCUGGGCAAGCCGCAUACGGUCUUCCUUACAGAAGCGACCACAACACUGGAGGUCGCGCAGAUCUAUCUCUUCUUGCGGCAGCGGCAGCAUCAAAUGGUACGACUCGGGAUGCCUUCAUCAAGAGCGUAUGGAACAGGGCUGCCAACAACAGCUUGGAUGGCUGCUUUCCCUACGCCUAUAGCCUUGAUACAGGCACGGCAAACACGGGUACAGGUAGUCCAGCCCUCGGGGCGGUAUACUCGCUCCUUGCUCUCGAUCUGAAGAAGCGACCUAUCACCUUCCCAGCGGCGGAUGAUAGCAGCCAAAGCUCAAGGACCAAAGCCAUUGUUGGCGGUGUUGUAGGAGGAGUAGCCGGUGCCGCGCUGUUGGCACUUGCAACGUUCUUCUUCCUGCGUCGUAGGGCACGAUUGAACAACAAGGUCGUACCCGAAUUGGUUGACAGCUCCUUGCGGGAUACAACAUCGCUACCACAGCCAUGGCGCGCCUCGGGCUCGGAGGGCGGCAUUCCUCGCAAGCGCCGCAACAUGGCCACACCUGAAGUCACUGCAUCGAAUAUCCCAAGCCAGAUGGCGAACGACGUGCGGAAGACGCGAACACCUUCCACUACGACAUCACCCCCUGCUAGGACGUCCUAUGCAGCUGACGGGACACUGGCUGCUACUACUGAGACGCAUGCGCAACCAGAGUCGACGGCGAGCGCCGGUGACUCCAACAAUGCAGCAGGCGAUACGACGCUUCUUCGUAACAAGCUGGAGAACCUUAGACGGGAGGUGGUGGAAAUACGGCACCAGCAGUCGUACGCAGAUGUACCGCCUCCAGAAUACUCUUGAUGGCGGAACUUCACUUCAUGUCUGUACAGUUUGUCGCGUAGUAAUAUAGCGGAAACUUGGUCGCCGCAGUGCGUCGAGCGAGCUUGAUCCACC